This is a messenger RNA of Racocetra persica, 366 nucleotides long. The record is from the annotation of a GenBank genome assembly. NCBI's taxonomy places the organism in Eukaryota, Fungi, Glomeromycota, Glomeromycetes, Diversisporales, Gigasporaceae.
GCUCAAUCGACCUCAUCCGUUGAUUCUAGUAACUUAUCAACUUCAAGAGCAAAUGCUACUUUUACGCGACACUUUUACCAGGACGAUGAAACUGACAACACAAUUAUAUAUUGUAAGCUUUGUACUCAAGAGUUAGAAGACUUGGACGCUUCUCCAUAUCCAUAUAGUAAAUCAGGAAAAAGUACAGGAUAUUUAAUACAGCAUUUACGUGAUAAGCAUCAUAUAACUUCAAAGAAUUAUAGACAAUACCUCGAUGAUGAUGAACAACCCAUGGCAGUAGCAGUAAUCAACCAGGAUCUAGAAUCGAUGGACACAGACUUACCUUCCCUUUCAUCUAAACAGCAACGAGAAUUAACAAAGCUUGUG